AGCCAGUGUAACUGGAGGUUUAAUGGUGCCGUUGGUGACUGCUUGCUACUGUUGCCAACUAGCGUCAUUGUUCUGUCCUGUUGCCUUUGUGGGGGCCUGCCGACAGUUGUUAUUUGUUUUGACAAAGUUUUGUUGAUGUUCGAACCUUCAAGCUUCAAGAGCCGCUGCUACAUAAGUCCUGCAUAUACUCACAGUGGAAUGCAGCGCUGCAAUCCUCUCGAGUCGAGCAUGGUAAAACUGAAGAUUGCGAGCCGAAUCUUGCGCAGGUGGUCCUCCUCACCAUCUUCCCCCAUUUACCGCCUUCCACCUGAACUUCUCAUCGAGAUCUUCCUGCAUGCCACCUUGGAACCGAAGAGGCGGGACGUUUGGCGCGUCAGAGCCAAAAACCCUUUGGUCAUUUCCCACGUUUGCGGCGUCUGGCGCGACAUCGCUAUCGAUUGUUCUCCCUUGUGGAGUUGCAUUGCCAUUCAGCAGUCCUCAGCAGUCAUUACACCAGCCACGAGGCGUGCACGCCAUCUUCAUGACUCUUUUAAUGAUACGAGGGUCAACUUUCCUCUGACCAAGCUCUAUUUGCAGCGGUCUCGCAAGCUCCCUAUUGAUGUCGAAAUUAUUGUCCGCCAACCGCCAUCGCCACAAGAUUGGUGGACUUGCAGCUACGCACACGUGCUCUCUGACCUUCUCCUUCCUCACGUCGGACGAUUCAGGAGUCUGAUGAUGAACCAUCAGUCUUGGGUAUGCCAUCGUAUCCUUUGGGAGCGUAUCUUGACCGUCUCGAUGCCCAUUCUCGAAGACCUAGAGUUCUACUCCUUCUCCCCCGCGGACACUGAGGACGUGUCUACAGACAGACUCUUGGCUUCGCCCAAAGCAGAGCUAUGCCCGUCUCUUAAAGAAUUAACCAUUAGCAUUCCCUGUCAGUGGCAAGAAUUCGGGUUUUCAAACCUGACAUCGCUCAGCUUCGCAAUGCUCCCCUUGCAUCACUGUCCUACGAUCCAAGAACUGGUCGAAAUUCUGCGACUUAGCAAGGAUACCCUCGACAAGGUCGAGAUUAUUGGUGCCUUUGCAGCAAGAAACUCGGAGAGCCCAGUCUCUCCCAGUGACCGUCUUUUGCUGCCUAACGUUCGCAUGCUUCGCCUUGGGUUUCACAACGCUCGCGACGUCCGGCCGUUUCUCUACCAUGUCGCCUUUCCUGCGCUCAAGGCACUGGUUAUAAUUAAUAUGCACGGUGAAAAUGCGUUCCAAGGUCGUACGCACGAAGUGCAUACUCACUCCAUCAACCGACUCUUUGACGCUAUGAUACGCCUUCUGCCAUUAUCCCAGUUAACCUUUCUCAUCCUUCGACAUGUGGAGUUUCGAGAGGAACGAUUCCCAGCAUGGUCCAGCGUUCAACGAGGUUAUACGGGGGAGAAACACUUACCUGUGUCGUGGAAGUUCAUGGCAUCCUUGACAUCGCUCAGACACCUGUUUCUAAUCUCCCCUGAUAAUGCAACCUUGACGUCAAUGAAUUAUCCUAUCCCUCUUAUCUCUCAAUCUGAAACAGAAGACUCUUUAUCCCGACUUCCUCUGGUCCUUCCCCAUCUCUCUGUCCUUCGGAUUAACUCGCUCUCGCCAAAGAGCUACCACCAAGUUUUAGAUUGGAUUGUACAGAGGCACUCUGUUUUACGCGCUGCUCUAGGCGAAUAUUAUCGCGAUGGUCCUUUCCUUAGAACACUACGUUUGUGCUUACCGGAGGACGCGCAGGUAACAAUGGACGCCCUAGGAUAUCCUGGUUUAGCAUAUGAAGAGACUAUUUCAUAUUUCCCUGACAUUCACCGUAUGAAAUAUCCUGUCAUGCAUGAUAAUAUUUAGACGGCUUAGACAACUUAGAAAUAUAUAGAGCUAAUAGAUACAUAAUGGCCACUUUACUUCGUCGGUUUGCUUAAAUUCGGCUAAAAGAUUUUGGAAAAUAAUUGCGAGCGCAGCG
Molecule: messenger RNA, 1960 nt
Organism: Desarmillaria tabescens
Lineage: Eukaryota; Fungi; Basidiomycota; Agaricomycetes; Agaricales; Physalacriaceae
Exons: 2
Coding region: 136-1845 (569 amino acids)
Source: RefSeq, a predicted model, not a curated record